Messenger RNA from Emys orbicularis (European pond turtle), 694 nucleotides. It is a transcript of the gene TPD52L1, whose product is annotated as TPD52 like 1. The transcript has 8 exons. The coding region runs from base 59 to 694 and encodes 211 amino acids. NCBI's taxonomy places the organism in Eukaryota, Metazoa, Chordata, Testudines, Emydidae. Gene Ontology annotation, biological process: positive regulation of apoptotic signaling pathway; positive regulation of MAP kinase activity. Gene Ontology annotation, cellular component: cytoplasm. The record is from RefSeq and is a predicted model, not a curated record.
UGGGUGCCAGGCAGCGGCUCCUUCUCAACCUCGAUCCGGCCUUACCGUCUCCUGGACAAUGGAGGCGCAGCAGGCACAAGGUCUGCUGGAAACACAGCCAUUGCACGAGACAGAUGAAGAAAUGGUCACUGAUAUUGAUUUCACAAGCAUGAUUUCUGAAGAAGAGAGAGAAGAAUUAAAGAUUGAGCUAGCCAAGCUAGAGGAUGAAAUUUCAACUUUACGGCAAGUGUUAGCAGCCAAAGAAAAGCACCUGGCAGAAAUAAAACAAAAGCUUGGUAUCAACCUGAUGAAUGAGCUGAAACAGAACUUUAGCAAAAGCUGGCACGACAUGCAGACGACUUCUGCUUAUAAGAAAACACAUGAAACUCUGAGCCAUGCAGGACAGAAGGCAACAGCAGCUAUCAGCAAUGUAGGAACAGCCAUUGGCAAGAAAUUUGGAGAUAUGAGGUCACAUUCGAUUGGUUACUCUAUUCGCCAUUCCAUAAGUAUGCCUGCUAUGAGGAAUUCUCCAACUUUCAAAUCGUUUGAGGAGAAGGUUGAGACCACUGUCACAAGCCUGAAGACGAAGGUUGGAGGGACAAGCCCCAGUGGGGGAAGUUUUGAAGAAGUUCUCAGUUCUACUGCCCACGCCAGUGCUCAGGGUUCUAUCACAGGCACUCCACUUUCUGAGAACGAGGAGGAACUUCAGUGUUAG